Molecule: messenger RNA, 3252 nt
Organism: Chroicocephalus ridibundus (black-headed gull)
Lineage: Eukaryota; Metazoa; Chordata; Aves; Charadriiformes; Laridae
Gene: SCN4B
Product: sodium voltage-gated channel beta subunit 4
Exons: 4
Coding region: 2108-2989 (293 amino acids)
Biological process (GO): regulation of ventricular cardiac muscle cell membrane repolarization; cardiac muscle cell action potential involved in contraction; regulation of sodium ion transmembrane transporter activity
Cellular component (GO): plasma membrane; voltage-gated sodium channel complex
Molecular function (GO): sodium channel regulator activity; transmembrane transporter binding
Source: RefSeq, a predicted model, not a curated record
UUGAGUUUUAUGGGCAAUGAAAGUUUUUGUAGGGAAGCUUUCUCACAGGUGGUGGAGGCAUCCUGUGGCUUUACAGGUGAAUCUCGUGUGCCCUUUCCAUUAGGGCAGUGGUUCCCAGAUGGGGCUGCAGGAAAAGAGUGGGGCUGCCUGUGGUGGGGAAAGACUUGCUCUGGGCCCUGGCCUGGCUUGGAGGGAUAUCGCUGCUGUCACUGGGGCUGGCUCCCAGUUUGCACACCCAGCACUAGCUCAGGGGCUCUGGGACCCCUCAUCGGGGGUCUUGUCCCAGGCGCUCACCCUCUGCCAGAGCAAGGAGCAGGCAGCCAAGGCUCUGGCAGCAGCAAGAGUGGCUGCUCCCUGGUUCCCCUUCCCUGUCUCCUUGGGGAAAGCUUAUGCCUGCCAGGGUGGGAGGCAGCCUGGAGCCCCCAGGGGGCCUUGCCCUGCACACUGAAGGUUGGGGCUCCAGUGGCGUGAAGGGCAGCAGCUUUGGGCAUACAGAAAAGUAAUGGUGGCAGCUGGUGUGGCAGGUUCAGUCAGUAAUCUCCCAGCCUCCUAACGCGUGCUUUAUUUAGUGGUAACAUAGCACUCUGUCUUCCUGAGACCACAGCAUGACAGGAACAAGAUCAGCCUCCGUUAACCCCACACAUUCAAUUCAGAUUAUGUUCAUGACGUUGUAACGGUGGCAGACAGGAUUAGAAGUGUUACAAGCUGCAAGGAAUCGUCUUUCCUGUAAGUAACUGUCCCCUCGCGGUACCCUGCCUGCUCAGGCAUACCUGCAGAGCCAGGCAUCCUCUGCUAAGUCCCACUCCAGGUAGCAGUGUGAUUCCCCCAGGACACUCCUGGCUGUGAGGUCCCCUCUGUAGCAUCCCCAGGGCUGGUUUUUGAGCCUGACAACUGCAGGAGACCUCCAUCUGGUGGGAACCGCUCCCUGACGUUAGCUAAAGGCUCCCAGGCAAAAUGAAAAGCGCUUCUUUGUGAAGUUAAAUAACUCCUUCCCUGCAGUGCUUGCAAUGCAGCACUGCAGCAGGGCCCGAAGCCCAGGAUGCACGGCUCUCGGGCUUGGCUGGGGCUGCGACGUGCCUGGGGAGUUGUUAGCACAGGCAUGUGUGGAAGAAUAAAUCAGCAUCAGAAGCGGCUGCAGAGAGAGGCGAAUCUGAAGCUGAGGGCGGUAAAUCCAAGUUAAGGUGUCGGUGGAGCUGGGGACCAGCUUGUAGCUGUGGGAAGAGCUGUCCCCCCUGUGUUUUGGUUGUCAGAGUGCCCAGGGGAAGCUUUGUAGGGGUGGCUGGGUCCCUUUGGUAGCUGAGGUCUGGGAAAGGGGAGGAUGAUGUCUUGCCCGGUUGUAUUGUGUCUUGUCCGUACCACAUCAUACAAGCGGGACGGGGCCCUGGUGUGAUGGGGAUGGGGAGUGGGGCUGCUCCCCUGGCCCGGAGCCAAAGCAUCCCUGUGCCCCCCAGAAAGCGCUGGUGUGGAUGCCGCUGGCCCAGCACAGCGGUGCAGAGCCAGUCCCCUGCCUGGGACCCCGGGAGCUUUCAGGCAUGCCCUUGGCUCCCGCAGCUGGGCUCGUACCUGCUCCCUGAUGCCUUUCUCCCUGCCAAUGGGGAGGAGAGGAGCAGGAGAGCGGCGUUCUGCAGUUUGAAGGUCAUCUGCCAGCUCCUGCGAGCGGUGAAGCUCUCUGCGAGGCAGGCGUGAGGGGGUGCCGCUCCAGAGGGCCGUGCUGGUGCUGCACGGAGCCCGCUGCACCGGCUGCGGGAGCCCUUGGCCGGGGCCGGGGCCGGCGCAGUGGCAGGCGUCCAGGACAGCAAUGCUAAUUAGUGCUCGAGCUCCCUGCUUGAAGAACAGAGAGCUCUGCUUUGCUUUGGGCUUUUUCUUUUUUUUUUUUUUUUCCUCCCCCCCUUUAAGGUUUAGCUGAAGGCCUUGUGGAUAACAUUCAAAUGAGGGCUUUCAUUUGCAUACUUUGUUCGUGGUGAUAUCAUGGUUCCCUUUGAACCCGCGCUGUCUCUGUGGGUGCCAGCCCGCCCCCGCAGUUCCUCCAGGAGCAGGUCCCCUGUCUCUGCCGCGCUGGGGACAGGCGUGUUGGCUCCUGCCAUGGCAGCUUGGGGUGCCAAAGGGGAUGAGGGGUAACAAACCCAUCCCUGGGGUGGCGAGCUGGGCUCGUGCCCCCGUGCUGAGGCUGCGGGGAGGAGGAGGAUGCUCUGGGUCCCUGGCAGAGCCGGGAGCAGGACCUGGAGGGAGGCGAUGGCUGAGUCCUGCAGCCCCCCAUGUGCUCCCUGGGAGGGGAUCCCCACUGUGGCUGAUGCCCGGGAAGGACCAGGGGCUGCAGCAGGCUGGGCUGUGUGUGGGCACCGUGUCCUCACUCUCUCCUCCCCUCUCCCUGCCAGGUUUGCACAUCGUCGCCAUCGUCUUUGCCUUGGAGGUGUCGGUGGGGAAGACCAACACUGUGAUGGCUCUGAAUAACUCCGACGUCCUGCUGCCCUGCACCUUCACCACCUGCAUAGGCUUUCAGGACCUGGUCUUCACGUGGUAUUUCAACUCAACAGAGCUGAUUUACCACGGCAAGAUAAAGAGCAAAGCCUCGGAGCCCUUCCUCGUGGGACGCAACCCACGGGUCGAGUUCGUCGGCUCGACGACCGGCAAGGACAACAACAUCUCCAUUGUCCUGAAGAACGUGGAGUUCAGCGAUGCUGGGAAAUACACCUGCCACGUCAAGAACCCCAAGGAGAAGAACGCGCAGCACAAUGCCACCAUCUUCCUCACGGUGGUCCAGAAGAUGGUGGAGACAGACAACACUGUGACGCUCAUCAUCGUGGGCGUUGUGGGGGGGCUUAUCGGCCUGCUCAUCCUCUUCAUGCUCGUCAAGAGGGUUGUCCUGUUCAUCAUCAAGAAGACCCAGGAUGGGAAGAAGGAGUGUCUCGUCAGCUCGUCAGGGAACGACAACACCGAGAACGGCUUGGCCGGCUCCAAGGCAGAGCAAAAAGCACCACCAAAGGCAUGAAGCAGCGGAGCCCUGGCCUGCCCGGCGGCGGGGAGGGUGGGCAGGGGGACAAGCCUUUCCCUUUUCUUUUCUUUCCAAACUGCCAACGCUUGAGACAUGUUUCUAUUACACACGUGCCUGCAACCUGCACUGCUUCUCAGAAAAGACUUCGGCUGCCACGGGGACUGGGAGCUGCUUGUGGACUCGGACUGGGAUGCUGCCGGGACGGAGGGAGCCGCCUGCUCCACUCUGAGUGAAGGCAAGAGGGUGCCGGGCGGGCAGGG